Messenger RNA from Colletotrichum orchidophilum, 879 nucleotides. RefSeq lists its product as uncharacterized. Bases 1 to 879 code for a protein of 292 amino acids. NCBI's taxonomy places the organism in Eukaryota, Fungi, Ascomycota, Sordariomycetes, Glomerellales, Glomerellaceae. The record is from RefSeq and is a predicted model, not a curated record. The transcript is spliced from 2 exons.
AUGCCGGCGGCUGGUCUCUUCGAUUUCCUAGCUCUUCCUGCCCACAGGACGCCCCUUUCGAGUGUGGCAAAGCUGGAGGACUCCAGACUCCACCGACUGCUCGGCCUCGGCGUAUACUCACCCCAAGGUACCUCGCGCCGUUCCCUAGUGCGAUACACCGAGAUGAGUAUCGUAUUAACCAGCCAGUGUCCUGAUCCGGCGUGGAGCAUUUGGGUAGCAAAUGAUACAAUCAACGAAAAGCCCGAUACCGGCGCAUGGUGCUGCAAGCCAGAUUAUAAAGGUGUAUAUCGAGACAACGGCACCGCCAACUACUUCUGCACGGCUACAACCAUCACCACACUCCAGCCCAGCUACUACUGGGCACAUAUCCUGACCACGACAUCAUGUUCAGUGACGGGAACACCCGUCGGUUUCCCAACAGCAGCGUCUACAGCAAUGUCUUCAGGAACAACCAAUGCAACUUUCGCUGAGACUCCACCAGCCACAGCGUCCAGCACGGGCACCCGGCCUGAAUCGACCAACGCAACAUCUCCCGGCAGUCAAGAACCGGCAGGAAUCUCACUCGGUGCCAAGGUGGGAGCAGCAGUUGGAUGCGUAGCCGGCGCCGCUCUGAUCGUUGCAGGAAUCUUGUACAUCAGGAAUAAGAAGCAAAAGACGAUAGAGGGCGUCACACUGACUGGGGACACGGAAGAGGGACGCGGCAAGCCUGCCGCAAAAAAUUUCCACAAGAGCGGAGGGAGACGCCCCAGUGAGUUGGAGACGGUCGAACGCACCGUCGAGCUUGAUGGUGUGAAACCAACCUAUGAGCUCGAUGCGACAAGGAAAGAAGACCAGUUUGGCAUUGUGUCUCCUAUGAGCACGCAGCCCAACGUCAACUAG